AUGUUGAGAGCAUUGGUAGAGCACGGCGCUUGGUUCUGUGCUGGCUCAUCAUUUUGGGAUCGCGUGUCCAACUGGUAUUCAGACAACAAAGUCGCCGCAUGGUCAAUCGCAGGCGUGACCGUGGUUGUAGUAGGCGGCACAGUAUACUACCUCUCGCAACCGCCGGCGCAGCCAAAGCCCAAGAAGGACAAACGAAAGGCGAAGAGGACAUCCGAAAAGGCGGUCGAACAGGGCAAACCCGAUGCUGCAUCAAAGGCUGCACCGAAAGCGUCAGUGGUAGAAGAGGCGCCAGAGGAGUUGCCUCAGAUCACCGAGGAAUCGGUGACUUUGCUGUCAGAUCAAGAGCGCAAAGACUACGCGGCCAAGCUGAAGGCCGCCGGUAACAAGGCAUAUGGCAGCAAGCAUUACAACAAGGCCAUCGAUCUAUAUACACAAGCUAUCCUGUGCAAGGCCGAUCCCGUCUUCUAUUCCAACCGUGCAGCGUGCCACAAUGCUAUGAGCGACUGGCCCAAGGUCAUCGAAGAUACCACUGCUGCCAUCAACCUCGACCCGGAAUACGUUAAGGCCUUGAACCGGAGAGCAAACGCCUACGAGCAAGAUGGCCGCUACUCGGAAGCGCUGCUUGACUACACAGCUAGCUGCAUCAUUGACCAAUUCCGCACCGAGUCAUCUGCUCAAGCUGUUGAGCGACUGCUGAAGAAGGUCGCUGAGAGCAAAGCCAAGGAUAUCAUGGAAUCGAAAGAGAAGAAGCUGCCGUCGCCGACUUUCGUGUCAAACUACCUCCAGUCGUUCCGUGCCAAGCCUUUGCCGGCAGGACUCGAGGAGACUGCAGACUUGGAAGAGGGAAGCGGCAAGUGGCAUUUGCGCAAGGGUCUUCAAGCUAUCCGUCUGCGGACCGCCGAGGGCUACGCAGAAGCUGCGGAAGCCUUUGAAAAGGCAAUCGAGCAGGGCAACUUGGAGAAAUUCGAAGCUGAGGCAUACAACAUGCGAGGCACAUUCCGAUACUUGCGUGGAGACAACGAUCGGGCUCUCGAAGAUCUGAACAAGUCUAUCGAGCUUGACCCAUCACUUGUGCAGAGCUACGUCAAGCGCGCUAGCAUGCACCUUGAGCAAAGCGCGCGAGAAGCAGCUGCGAACGACUUCGAGACGGCCACCAAGCACAACCCAGAAGAUCCAGACAUCUAUUACCACCGCGCCCAGCUCCACUUCAUCCUCUCCGAAUUCAGCGAUGCAGCGAACGACUACCAGAAAUCGAUCGAGCUGGACAAGGACUUCAUAUUCUCACACAUACAGCUCGGAGUCACACAAUACAAGAUGGGAUCAGUCGCAAGCAGUAUGGCGACCUUCAGAAGAUGCAUUAAGAACUUUGGGGACAAGAGCGACGUCUACAACUACUAUGGCGAGCUGCUGCUUGACCAGCAGAAAUACCAGGAGGCGGUUGAGAAAUUCGAGACCGCGGUCGAGAUGGAGAAGAAGGCAGUGGGUGAGAAGGGCGGUAUGAACGUACUGCCGCUGAUCAAUAAAGCCCUGGCCCUUUUCCAGUGGAAGCAGGACUUCAGCGCGGCGGAAGAACUGUGCUCCAAAGCACUAAUCAUUGACCCCGAAUGCGACAUCGCAGUGGCCACGAUGGCUCAGCUUCUCCUCCAACAAGGCAAGGUGACCGAAGCUCUCAAAUACUUCGAACGCGCUGCCGAACUUUCCCGAACAGAAGGCGAAAUCGUCAACGCUCUUUCAUACGCCGAGGCCACACGAACACAACUCGAGGUACAAGAAAAGUACCCACAGCUCGCAGCUAGGCUUCAAGGUAUGGGAGCUAUGGGUGCCGGCAUGAGAUAAGAAUAUGGUGGACGUGGUAAUGUUCAUAAAUACUAUGGUAAGGUGGGGCUUGUGGAUGUAUUUCACGCGAGUUGCAUGCAUUGUACAAGGCGUUGAGCGUAGCCUACGCGGCAGCCAGUCUGCGAGAGAACGCGUGAAAGAAACUUCUUCAAUCUGUAUGUUAUAGGACCCAGACGCCUGGCGGAAGUGUGCAGAUACAGAGCUUCAAAUUGGUAUUAUAUGCCUCCUCUCUAAGAA
Messenger RNA from Pseudocercospora fijiensis CIRAD86, 2073 nucleotides. RefSeq lists its product as uncharacterized. The transcript has 4 exons. Lineage: Eukaryota; Fungi; Ascomycota; Dothideomycetes; Mycosphaerellales; Mycosphaerellaceae. Gene Ontology annotation, biological process: intracellular protein transport. The record is from RefSeq and is a predicted model, not a curated record. Gene Ontology annotation, cellular component: mitochondrial outer membrane. Bases 1 to 1836 code for a protein of 611 amino acids. Gene Ontology annotation, molecular function: protein-transporting ATPase activity; protein binding.